CGUACUUUAUCGCUGUAUUUGCAGAUGCGUGGUCAGAAGCCGCUGCUGUUAAACUGUGGGGGCGUGAUACUCACACAGCACCACGUGCUCACCGCUGCGCACUGCUUAAAUCUAGAAAUCAAUGACACUACAGCUGCUACUGGCACUACCAUCUUGAGGGCAUCUAAAGUUGUCAUUCGCGUCGGAUCUACCUACAAUGACCGCGGAGGCUCAGAGCAUGCGACGUCCAAGACCGUGGUUCACGAGAGCUAUACCUUCCCUUUUAACGACGUGGCAGUGUUGGUGCUGUCGGACAGUAUAAGCAACUACCGGAGCAGCUCGGUGCAGCCAGCCGCCAUCCCCCCGGGGGGGUAUGUGGUCCCGGACAACGCGUCUGUGGUAGCUGUCGGGUGGGGACGAACUGAUGAGAACUGCAGCAACUCAAGCCCCCUCGGCCUGCGGCGCGUGGGGCUGCGCACGGUGGACCGAGACACCUGCGCCGCGCGUUAUUCGAUCUUCUCAUACAACAACAUGCUCUGCGCGGGGCUGCUUGGUGUUGGAGGAGCCGGUAUUUGUUCGGGUGACUCCGGUGGUCCCCUGGUGUACAACGGGGUGGUGGUGGGGGUGACCUCAUUUUCGGUGACAUGCGACGAUUCCUUCUACCCUCAAGUGUUCAUGCGCGUUUCUAGCUACACCAACUGGAUCAACAACACUGUAAGUCAAAACCAGGUUGUGGUUGUGGACAAGAACAGUCACAACACCGCCGUGGCAGCUGACGUCACCAGGUUGAUGCUACUCGUCUUCGCAACGUCAAUUGGGAUUAUGUAUUCCAAAAUCUCAUUAUUUUUUUAAGUAGGUAGCUACCGAUGAUAGUUUUAAUGUCUAAAUUUAAACUUAUUGUGUUUAAAUUAUAAUAUUAAUAUUUUUUAUAAAUUUAUGUUUAAAAAGUGGCUUUUUAGGCAAAUACUGUAAGUUUUGCAUUUCCGUUUAUAAUGUUUUUUUUUUCUUAUUAUACAUAUAGGAUGUUCUCGGAGUGGUAGGUAUAUUGUUACCUGAAAAGGGGUGACUCAGACUCAUUCUGAGAAACUUUUGUCAGGUAGUUUAACUUGAUUGUGUUGAUG
Messenger RNA from Plutella xylostella (diamondback moth), 1100 nucleotides. Lineage: Eukaryota; Metazoa; Arthropoda; Insecta; Lepidoptera; Plutellidae. The record is from RefSeq and is a predicted model, not a curated record.